AUGGAAAAAAAAAUUAUGUCUCUACUUUUUAUUAAUAUUGCUAUGUUUAUCCUUCUAACUUGGAUAAGUCAUUUUUACAAUGACAGUACUCAAAACAAAUUUUUUUAUCAGCACUACGACCUUGAUAGAAAAUUUCAUAAAAGAUCAUAUCGAUUACUAUCAAAUGAUAAACAGGAUGUGGCUUCAUAUAUAAAUGAAGAGAUACCAAAUAAUGUAGAGUACCCAAACAUAUAUAUACAUAAUAAUGAAUCAGCAGACAAGGGAAAAAACAAACAACUUAAUGAUGUUUCACUGAAUAUUUUGGAAGGUUAUAAACUUGCUAAAAAAGAUAAUUUCCCUGUAUAUAGAAGAAUAAAUUCACGUUUUCCAAAAAAAAUAUUAGGUGGCGACAUAUGUUAUAAAAAUAAUCUUAUGAAAGAUAUAUAUAUUGAUGUUAAGUCUUUAAGAAAAAGGGUGAAUAAAAAAAGAGGUAUGCUUUCUAGUUUAUUUGAUAAAUGUCCAUUAGUUAAAAUGAUGGUGUGUUUAUCAUUAUUGAUGUUUAUUUUUGUACUUAUUAAUUGUAUAAUGUUAAACAGUUUCAUUAUUUUUAAAGUAGUUGGAGUAAUUGCAUUAUCUCUAUUAAUACUUGAAUACGCACUUUUUAAGGUCUUCAAUAAAAUGAAAGAAAACGAAAAUUUAAUAAAUACGCAUUACGAAAUUGAUAAUAAGAAACAUUUUACUUUCAAUAAAGAAGACUUUUAUAACAAUUAUGAUUUUUUAUUUCUUUAA
This is a messenger RNA of Plasmodium malariae, 768 nucleotides long. Its product is annotated as Plasmodium exported protein, unknown function. Bases 1 to 768 code for a protein of 255 amino acids. Lineage: Eukaryota; Apicomplexa; Aconoidasida; Haemosporida; Plasmodiidae. The record is from RefSeq and is a predicted model, not a curated record. The transcript is spliced from 2 exons.